GCAGCAGGAGGGACCCGGGAGCGACAGCAUUGCAGCGAGCCCGGGACGGAGCCGCGAGGCCUGCAAGCCCGGGUGGGGAGGGGUCGAACGCGGAGCGGCGGGCUGAGCAAACUGGGGACCCGGAUCCUCGUUGCUAUGCGACGGGGGCGUCGUUACUAGGUAACCCAGGAGAUCCAGCCAUGGCAGGCUCCAGCAGCAGUCCGUCAUGGAGCACGCACCUGUUCAAAGCCAUCCUUAUGGUCCUAGUGGCUCUUGUCCUCAUCCAUUCAGCAUCAUCCCAAUCCCAUCAAGACUUUGUCCCACCCACCCAGCAGAAGAGGGAGGCCUCAGCUGAUCUUUUGACCCAGAUUGGCAGAUCUCUACGGGAGACACUGGAUACCUGGCUGGGGCCUGAGACUAUGCAUGUGGUUUCAGAGACCCUGUCACAGGUGAUGUGGGCCAUCUCAUCAGCCAUCUCAGUGGCAUGCUUUGCCCUGUCUGGGAUCGCUGCCCAGUUGUUGGGUGCCUUGGGACUGGAAGGUGAACAUCUCACCCAGGGCAUGAAGCUCAGCCCCAGCCAAGUCCAGACCCUUCUGCUGUGGGGAGCAGGGGCUCUGGCCAUCUAUUGGUUGCUGUCCCUACUUCUUGGUUUGGUCUUGGCCUUGCUAGGGCGGAUCUUGGGGGGCCUGAAGCUUGUUAUGUUUGUGGCUGGCUUUGUGGCCCUGGUGAAGUCAGUGCCUGACCCUUCCACCCGGGCCUUGAUGCUUCUGGCCCUGCUGACUCUCUAUGCCUUGCUGAGUCGGCUCACUGGUUCCGGGGGCUCAGGGACCCAUCUGGAAGCCAAGGUUCGAGGGCUAGAACGCCAGAUAGAAGAGCUACGUGGGAAGCCAAGGCGAGCAGCCAAAGCAUCCCGGAAUGUGGAGGAAGAGUGACAGGGAUGCUACAGUGCCACCUUCAUUAUACCAAAGAGCUGAGCUGCUUCUGGGUCUCAUGGCCCUCCUUGCAGCCCCCUGCCUGUCUGAACUUUUGACACCUUUACCCCUGCUCCAGCUGAGAGAGGAGGAUCUGGUCCUUGGUAGCUCCCUACCCUUUCUCUGUACCCAGCCUGCCAUAACCAGGGCUGGUUGGAGGGGCCUGGUCCCCAGCUUCUGCUCUCAGCCAGCACCACUGCCUCUGAUUAGCCUGCUUCCCUCUGCUGCUGCCUGGCUUCCUCUCACAGCUCCAGCCUUCCCCAGCUCCUCUAUGGCCACACCCUCAGCUUGCUUCCUUUUUCUCUACUUUCUAUCACUGACUCCCACCAUACCAGCAUCCCAAGUCCCUUGAGGCCUUCACUGUCUUCCUCAUUACCCAGCAUUGGGAAGGGGUGUGGGACCUGAGGAUAAAGAAAGCAGAAUCUGGGUCCCCUGGAGGCCUGUGUAUCUGGAAUCUGUUACAAGUGCCUUAACCCCAGUCAACAGUACCCUCUACUUGCCACUGUACAUAGGGAAGUGAGUUGUGGCUACUCUGUUCAGAGAGCAGUCCCUUGCAGAAUCCCAACUCCCCUGCAACCAAAGCAAAGGGCAGCUGUCCUGCAGAUGGGGCCCUGUGGCAGCCGUCAGAGAUGGUUGAGGAUUUCAGAGAACUUGAAAGAGGCGGGAGGACCCACACUGCCUUGUCUGCUAGCUACAAGCAUACUCUGCCCCUCUACUGUCUGCCACCCUGGAGCACCUGUUGAUCAGUGUACAGCCCAACAUCCGGGAGAGCACAGGGCAGCCCUUGCUCUGUCCUCCUCUGCAGGACCGCAGAAUGUGCUGCUCACCUCCAUCUGGGUACUUGAUCACUCUUGGCCUUGGCCUUUAGGGGCCUCUUCUUCUGAGGCCCUGGCAGAGGCAGAUGUCCUCUGUCAGGUCCAGCACAAGAUGUGAGGAAUAAAUGCCCAGUUCUGACAAGGUUUGAUGUGGAAUCAGCUGCAAUGAUACAUAUAUAUUUUUAUCAGCGCUUGGUUGGUUUUAAAUAAAGUGCACGCUAUUUUAUUAUCUUCUGAAUAAAAUGUACUUAAAAUCUG
This is a messenger RNA of Nannospalax galili (Upper Galilee mountains blind mole rat), 2023 nucleotides long. RefSeq names its product transmembrane protein 109 (gene Tmem109). Gene Ontology annotation, biological process: intrinsic apoptotic signaling pathway in response to DNA damage by p53 class mediator; cellular response to gamma radiation. The transcript has 4 exons. Lineage: Eukaryota; Metazoa; Chordata; Mammalia; Rodentia; Spalacidae. The coding region runs from base 180 to 911 and encodes 243 amino acids. The record is from RefSeq and is a predicted model, not a curated record.